CGCCUCCUCCCUCAUUCCUCCUUUCUGUGGUUUGUAAAUCAUUUGUUUUCUAACAGAUUCCCUGUGCAUCGAGUAGCUGGACUGAGAUUGACCUUCAACAUGUUUCGAGGUAAUCCAAUCAUGAAAAAAAAUUAUGUCAUGGUCCUUGGGAACACCAUGAAUUCCCACAAAACCUUUUUGGAGGCCCUCACAUCCAAUAGAGGCAGUGAUAUAACCUCACUAAAACUUUGUGAAGUGUCUUCAUCGGACAACAGUGAUGUCAUCAUUGCUUUUGUUCCGAUUGCGUCUCGAGCUGGUACUGACAUUUCAAAUGCAAUGGAGAAGAUUCCUAAGGAGAAGCCUGUUGUUCUUGUUGUGCUCCACCACACCUUUGAUCCAGAUUACAUCGCUCCAGACAGCAGACUCCGUGUAAACAAUGAGAGAGUGUUUGUUGUAGAUUGUCUCUUCCAUGAAGAUCAGGGGCUGCUGAAAUGCCCGCGCAAUGACGAUGCAAUCAGAGCCGUGAAGGAGCACCUGAUGAAAGGCACUAACACUGAGAUGCAGCAAAGUAUGACCCAUCAGGAAGAAGAAAACCAACAACUGCUACAGCAGAACAGAACCCAUGAGGAACCACAGCACCAACGAACGGUGAAUUUCAAGAUGAUGAUAUGUAUAUUGUUUGGUGUUAGUGUUUUUGUAGGUAUUGUAGUGGUGAUUGGUUUGAUCAUCAGGAGGAUUGUAUUUCCACACUUCUCAAAUUCCAGUUCUCUUAAUUAAUUUCAUUUUGUUCACUUCAUUUAUGAAAUACAAUAUUUCUAGAGCUUGUAUCAGGUGUAUAUCUAUAAAAUAAUAAUUUGCAGUUUAAUAUAUAAACUUCGAAGCUGUUUGUAUAAAUAUUUUUUGUUCUUCCCCCUGCAUGAGCUUCGCACUGUGUGUUUGUAUAGUUCAGCAGAACACCAUAUCUGUAUACAGAUUAUCCCAUAAUGUUAUUAUUCUACAGAAAUUAGCUUUAUUAUCUCUCUUAAGGCUACAUCUUGCAUUUGCUGCUACACAACAACUUUACAAAUAAAAUUACAGAACAGCUCAGUUUCCUCUUACCUCCCUGAGUGUCACGCUGGAUUUAAAUGUCCUUGUGUCUUUGUGGAUUUCUCUGUGUGCGUGUUUAUGUCCCUCAGCACAGACAUGAACUCUAAUGCGACAAGACAGGUUCAAAAGAAGGACAUAAUGCGAGAGAAAA
Molecule: messenger RNA, 1216 nt
Organism: Clarias gariepinus (North African catfish)
Lineage: Eukaryota; Metazoa; Chordata; Actinopteri; Siluriformes; Clariidae
Exons: 6
Coding region: 100-756 (218 amino acids)
Source: RefSeq, a predicted model, not a curated record